Peronospora belbahrii is the source of this 594-nucleotide messenger RNA. The record is from the annotation of a GenBank genome assembly. NCBI's taxonomy places the organism in Eukaryota, Oomycota, Peronosporomycetes, Peronosporales, Peronosporaceae.
AUGUCCGUCGCGCUGACGAAAAAAAUCCUUUUCGUCUUGGGCGGUCCUGGGGCCGGGAAAGGCACACAGUGCACUAAGUUAGUCGAGAAAUUUGGUUUUGUUCACUUGUCGGCUGGAGACUUAUUACGUGAGGAGCGUGAGUCAGGAUCGUCUAAUGGUGAGCUUAUUGAUCGAAUGAUUAAAGAAGGACAAAUUGUACCCGUAAAGAUUACGCUAAAUCUACUCCAGCAAGCGAUGGUCAAGAGUGGCCGCGACCUGUUCCUUAUUGACGGGUUUCCACGCAAUUUUGACAAUUUGCAAGGAUGGCAAGAGGAAAUGAACGAGAAUGAAUUUCAAGUGCAGGGUGUGCUGUUUUAUGAUUGCCCUGAGAACGUCAUGGAGAAGCGGCUACUGGAGCGUGGCAAGACGAGCGGACGCACCGAUGAUAACGCCGAGGCUAUCCGUAAGCGCUUUCGCACGUAUCUUGACUCUACCAUGCCUGUUAUUAUGCAUUAUCAGACACAGAACAAGGUGUUUAAGGUCGAUGCUACCCCUGGUCCCGACGAGGUUUUUGAAGCUACUAGCGCUCUGAUCGGACCUCUCGUCGCCAAGUAA